Colletotrichum truncatum is the source of this 1470-nucleotide messenger RNA. Its product is annotated as MFS transporter. NCBI's taxonomy places the organism in Eukaryota, Fungi, Ascomycota, Sordariomycetes, Glomerellales, Glomerellaceae. Gene Ontology annotation, biological process: transmembrane transport. Gene Ontology annotation, molecular function: transmembrane transporter activity. Gene Ontology annotation, cellular component: plasma membrane. The record is from RefSeq and is a predicted model, not a curated record.
AUGUCGUCCCAGCAUUCAUUAUCAGAAGUACCCACGCGAGUGGACAACCAACUGCCCGAUUUACUGGCCUUGAAGACAUCCAACGCUGAGAAGGGCGUUAACAUCCUUGCGCAAACUCCUAGCCGCUUCUCAUACCGUGAGGAUGAGACUAUGUACGACAAGUUCACCCCCAAGCGCAAGGUGUUGAUUACUACCAUCGUCUCUUUUGCUGGUCUGGGCAUCAACCUUGCAUCCCUGUUGGUGUUGUCAGCCCUACCUGAGGUGGCAGCUGCUUUCAACACUACUGGAACCGUCAUCAAUUAUUCAAACGCCCUCUUCCUGUUGAUGAUGGGUAUCGGGGUCCUUUUCUGGGGUCCGUUAAGUCAGAUCUACGGGAGAAAAUGGAUCUUCGUCAUAUCGGCCGUGUUGUUCUGCGCCUUUUCUCUUGCGACAGCAGUAUCACCCAAUCUGGUCUCCUUUUUCAUUUUCCGUUCAAUAACCGCACUAAGUGGAACCUGUUUCCUCGUUGUCGGCGCGAGUUGUCUCAGCGAUGUAUACCGACCGACUGAACGCGGGACAGCACUGGGUUGGUUCCUGGGCGGCACUCUGAUCGGCCCUGCUCUUGGUCCGUUUAUUGGAGGUGUGAUUGUUACCUAUUCAAAGUGGCAGUCACUUUUCUGGUUCCAAGGAGCGGUUGGAGGAGUUGCAAUGGUUUUGUCCAUUGCUUUUCUUCCAGAAACCAGCCAUGGAAAGUGGUCUGAAGAAUUGGAAGGGCUUUCUACAAGAGAGAAAGCUGUCCAGAUAUGGGAAUGGGCCAACCCGUUUCGAAUCAUUGCACUUUUCCGUUAUCCCAGAAUCCUGAUGGUGGGCAUUGCCGCGUCUUCGAUUCUCUGGAACAUGCAGGUGCUCUUAACACCUGUUCGUUAUGUUAUCAAUCCCAGGUUCAAUCUCACGACUCCGUUGCAGUCUGGGUUCUUUUUCUUGGCACCGGGCGCUGGAUACAUCGUCGGUACAUUUUUCGGUGGCCGGUAUGCCGAUCAUACCGUCAAGAAAUGGAUCCAGAAGCGCGGCAAGCGAGUGCCUGAAGACAGAUUGCGCAGCUCUUUCAUUGCUAUGGGAGUUGUCAUCCCGGGAAGCGCCAUUAUUUAUGGGUGGGCUAUCGACCAAGAAAAAGGAGGCAUUCCCCUUCCGGUUAUCUGCAUGUUUGCGCAAGGUGUUGCUCAGAUGGUUUGUUUUCCUUGCCUCAACAGUUACUGUCUGGACGUCUUCCGAGAUAGAGCAGCCGAGGUCAUGGCUGGAAAUUAUUUCAUUCGGUACGUCUUAGCUGCCGUCGCAACAGCAGUUUGUCUACCGGGAGUGCAAGGCAUCGGUGUUGGUUGGUUUUCAACAGUGAGUGCUCUCUUCGUUGUGAUUUCAAGUAUAGGCGUCUGCUGCAUUGUGAUUUACGGCACAGAGUCGACGAAGAAGACGGAGAAGUCGGAAAACGUCUAA